This is a messenger RNA of Diceros bicornis minor, 1484 nucleotides long. It is a transcript of the gene CAPSL, whose product is annotated as calcyphosine like. The transcript has 5 exons. The record is from RefSeq and is a predicted model, not a curated record. Gene Ontology annotation, molecular function: calcium ion binding. NCBI's taxonomy places the organism in Eukaryota, Metazoa, Chordata, Mammalia, Perissodactyla, Rhinocerotidae. Bases 200 to 826 code for a protein of 208 amino acids.
CUCCCAGCCAGCGCCAAUCCUUCAGUGCCUGCGCACCACGUGCCUGGGGUGCACACAGGUCCCUUUGCGGAGUCUAGGGCGCAGGGCACGCAGUGCAAGAGUGAGCAUGCUGUGCAGCGGGCGCCACCUCUCUUGUGCUUUGUUCUGCCUGGGCUCUUGUUUUCAGAGGCGGUGGAAAUCCUGACUUCGUCCUCCCUAGAUGGCAGGGACGGCACGCCAUGACCGGGAGAUGGCCAUCCAGGCCAAGAGAAAGCUCACCACGGCCACUGACCCCAUUGAAAGACUCCGACUGCAAUGCUUGGCCAGGGGCUCCGCGGGCAUCAAAGGACUUGGCAGAGUGUUUCGAAUUAUGGAUGACAAUAACAACCGUACCCUUGAUUUUAAAGAAUUUGUGAAAGGGUUAAAUGAUUAUGCUGUGGUCAUAGAAAAGGAAGAGGCAGAAGAGCUUUUCCAGAGGUUUGAUAAAGAUGGAAAUGGAACAAUAGACUUCAAUGAAUUUCUUCUCACAUUAAGACCUCCAAUGUCCAGAGCCAGAAAAGAGGUAAUUAUGCAAGCAUUUAGGAAGUUAGACAAGACUGGAGAUGGUGUUAUAACAAUUGAAGACCUUCGCGAGCUGUAUAAUGCAAAACACCAUCCAAAAUACCAAAAUGGAGAAUGGACCGAGGAACAAGUAUUCAGGAAAUUUCUGGAUAAUUUUGAUUCACCCUAUGACAAAGAUGGAUUGGUGACCCCAGAGGAGUUUAUGAACUACUACGCAGGGGUGAGCGCAUCCAUUGACACCGAUGUGUAUUUCAUCGUCAUGAUGAGAACCGCCUGGAAGCUCUAAAUGUAUGACCUUGGGACCAGGGCCUUGAGUACAGCCACAUGGCUCCAAAUGGUUAAACAUCAGCUCAAAACCAGGAUCAUAUCUGAGUUCACGUUCAUCCCAGUGUUUGUUUCACGUCAAAACAGGUUGUAUUUUCUACAGCAGAAAUAGACACAACUAAGUAGCGAAUUAUAACUUAACUUUGCUGAGGCCGUUUCCUUAGCUAUAAAAUAGGCAUUAAUCAAAAUAGGAUCUGUAAAGCUCCUAGAACCAGGCUGACAUAUACAGGUGUCUAAUAGACAUUAGGUGUCUUCCUUGGCCAUUAAUAAAAGUUUGAAUAUUUUAAUUAUAAUCCUCACCCAUGCACCCAUUCUUUCUCCACCUUCCUUUAGAGGGUCCAUUUCUGUUUGGGAGAAUUCAUCUGUUUUUAUCUCUGACUAUAAAUCUUUAAGUGCUUCAGUUCCAAUUUGGGGACCAGAAGGAGACUACCUGCUAGCCAGUUUCCAUGACUGAGUCUUGAGUUUCUCUGACUAUGAUUUAGGGAAGCCUCAGUUUGACAAAUAGAUUUAAAAUGGCAUUUUGGGGGUCAUUUUAAAGGCUGGUGUGAGAGGCCGGUCUGGUGGCCUAGUGGUUAAGUGCACGUGCUCCGCUUCUGCAGCCCGGGGUUCGCAGGUUCGGA